AAGACGACAUUAAAAUUUUGCAACAAUAUUCCUUCACCACUAGGCUCGAUUUCAAAUCUCCUAGUGAGCCAUCCACAAGAUGCAUCUUCUGAUAGUUAUACAAAGGUGGUGCUGAUGACUAUGUACGAGCCGAUUCCGGCGAUUAUGCAAUCUCAAUUAACAUUUUGGCCAUCAUCAUCCCAAUUAAUACAAGUGCAGACCCAGUAG
Ambispora gerdemannii is the source of this 207-nucleotide messenger RNA. Lineage: Eukaryota; Fungi; Glomeromycota; Glomeromycetes; Archaeosporales; Ambisporaceae. The record is from the annotation of a GenBank genome assembly.